UUUAAAUAAAUCGUAUUAAACUAUCGAAGAAGCGCAGAAGGAUAAAGGUAUUAAAAGAAACGACGUUAUUGUUGACGUUACAUUGUACUACCUCGUUGUCAUUGUAUACUAUAACAUGGACCAUUAUCAUUAGUGACGAUUUAAUCACUUUAGUGAUCUUGGGAUGAUUUCGAAUUGAUUUGAUCCGAUCGUGAGCCAUCAACCGAGCUGAAGAACAAUUUUAGGAGUGGUGUUGUUCGAAAGGGUAGUGCGACGUUCGGGUACGCAGGUCUACAGGCCAGCUCUGGGGUGCCGGGCCCGGGCGGGGUGAUGAGCUGCUCCGAUGUGAUGUAUCAAUAUUAUCCUUACCUGUACCAGACCCAUCGGCCACCGCCGCCGCAUCCGACCCAUCCUCAUGCGGCCCCGCACAGUCACCCUCACGCGAAUCCGCAUGCGGCCCACCACAGUCCAGCCAGGCCGGCGCCUUUCCAACCCUUUCCGGCGGCCACGACGACACAUCAGUAUGAUAGGCUGAACGUGCAUCAAAGGUCUCUGGAAGCAGCCGGUAUCGAGCUUUGCGGCGCCGGCGGAAGCGUCCCUCAAGGUCAGCCGAGCAGUGCAGGUUCUGUAGGGUCCGCGCCGAGUCCUGCGUCCCCAAGGCCAACGCCGCAACCGCGACCACCCCUCGCAACCACCACCUCGCAACCCUCGCGAACGUUGGACGACGAGAGAUCGACAGACGGUGAGACGAUUAAUUGUCUCGGUUUACAGCAACGUGCGUAUCGUCACGUGAACACCUGCGUAUUAAUACACCGGCUCGCAGGCGUGGGUGCCGGUACGACCGAGGACUCCGACGAUGGCGAGAGCAGAGCGCAGUACGUUAACGCGAAUUGCGUCGUGUUUACGCAUUAUCGAGGCGACGCGGCGUCAGAAGUGGAGGAACACUUUCAGAGGGCCCUCGCACAUGAUAAAUUAAAGGAAAAUAUCUCCCCCAUGUCUAUGAGGAACUUUCCCCCUUCCUUUUGGAAUAGUCAGCAUCCCAGUGAUGUCUACGAGUACCCGACGGAUCCGUGGCAUCCGCAUUACCCGCAGUACCAUCACAGGGCCGUGCACGAAUACCACCACCACAAUAUGGCAGCAGCGGCGAGCUACAGUGGCCUUCUUCUGGGUGGUGCACGCGGCCUCGGCCACCAUACGUCUCACCACGCGGCGCAUCACGCACACGCCGCGACCUACAAGGAGUGGACGUCGGCGACGCCGUCGCAAUCCCUCGUCGACGCUUCUUCGGCGCCGCCCUAUCCUCACGGCCACUACGCACCCCUCUCCGGACUCGAAUCUCAAGUUCAAGAUUCCAAGGACCUCUACUGGUUCUAGGAUCGAGCGUUGGAGAUCGGCAGGAGGCAAUGCGGUUUCCUUAAAUUCAAAAGUCGACUGAAGGACUGUGUUUCAAGUAAUAAGAAAAUUUAAUAAUGCGAUCUGAUGACGUGAAUCGUAUAGACGUGAAUGUGACAGGAACGAGGACUUUGUUAAGCAAAAAUGACGACUGAAAUGUCCGUCGUUGUCAUGUACAUAGUGUUACCUAUAUAUUUUAAGGCUCUACUAUUAGCAUAAAAUAGAUAAUAUUAGACGAAUACUUGCGCGCACUAUUACCUUUAUAGUGACUGCUGUGUCUGACGUCGAGGAGAAUGGCCGUGAAAAACGCGAUUGAGAAUCGUCUUCAGCUGAUACAAUAGUGUAGUGCGAUUUAGACCGUCAAGGCACACCUAAAUUUCCCAAAUAAUUAAUAUGUAUCUUUAAUUCUUUUCUCAUUUUAAAA
Messenger RNA from Cyphomyrmex costatus, 1795 nucleotides. It is a transcript of the gene vg, whose product is annotated as transcription factor vestigial. The record is from RefSeq and is a predicted model, not a curated record. The coding region runs from base 310 to 1353 and encodes 347 amino acids. NCBI's taxonomy places the organism in Eukaryota, Metazoa, Arthropoda, Insecta, Hymenoptera, Formicidae. The transcript is spliced from 5 exons. Gene Ontology annotation, biological process: regulation of DNA-templated transcription. Gene Ontology annotation, cellular component: nucleus.